Molecule: messenger RNA, 1806 nt
Organism: Marasmius oreades (fairy-ring Marasmius)
Lineage: Eukaryota; Fungi; Basidiomycota; Agaricomycetes; Agaricales; Marasmiaceae
Exons: 6
Coding region: 1-1806 (601 amino acids)
Molecular function (GO): FAD binding; oxidoreductase activity
Source: RefSeq, a predicted model, not a curated record
AUGCUCCUUCAGGGUGCUGUUGUACCCGCGCUCAUCACGUUGGUGGCCGGAGCAUCCCUGCCUUCAUGUCGAAGCCUACCUACCGACUCUUCAUGGCCCACUCAACAUUCAUGGGACGCGUUCAAUCAUUCUGUCGAUGGCCGUCUCAUCAAAACAGUCCCCAUUGGUAGCCCUUGUCACGACCCGACGUUCGACGAGGACCAAUGUAGCGUUGUUCGAAGCAAUUGGCGAGAUCCUACUUUCCAGUUUGUGACAUCCUGUUUUGCAAUCAUUAGUGUUCGUGCUCAAACACAUUCCUUUAGCGAACCCAACCCAUCGUCAAUAAUGGAUCCCAUCUUCCUAAAUAAAAGUUGUGAUCCCUUCGAUCCGCGAGACACCCCCUGCCGAAUCGGUGCAUACGUGCAAUACGCGGUGAAUGUGUCCUCACCUGAACAUGUCAUCAAAACCAUUCAGUUCGUGAAGAAACAUAAUAUUCGGUUUGUCGUCAAGAAUACUGGACAUGAUUACAUGGGAAGGUCAACAGGAACUGGAGCAGUGUCGGUUUGGAUGCAUAACCUUCAGGACAUUACAUGGACUCCCGAUUACCUCUCUUCUUACUACGCUGGUCCAGCCUUCAAAGUUCAGGCGGGAGUUCUUGGUUUUAAUUUAGCUAAGGAAGCCAGUCGAAAAGGUCAUGUUGUCGUUAGCGGCGAAUGUCCGACCGUUGGCUUCGCAGGAGGAUACAUUCAGGGUGGUGGACACUCUCUUUUAACCUCGCUUUACGGUUUGGCUGCCGACCAAACUUUGGAAUUCGAGGUGAUCACAACCAAUGGCGAAUUUGUUACUGCCUCUCCUACGGAGAAUCAAGACCUCUACUGGGCAUUAAGUGGUGGGGGUGGAGGUACCUAUGGAAUCGUAUGGUCUGUCACCGUUAAAGCACACCAAGACCAUCCCAUCACGAUUGCAUCGCUGAAUUUCACAUCAGAAGACAAUACCCAAGAUCUCUUCUGGCAGGCUCUCGAUGCUUAUCAAGCUAGCACACCGCACCUUACAAACGCCAAAAUUUGGGGUGGUGCACAAUAUACUGCCGAGUUCUUUAGCCUGUACCCGAUAUUUGCGGUAAAAAAGACCCCUGGAGAAGUAUCGAAUCUACUACAACCUCUUCUCGGCACCUUAGAUCGGCUCGGGGUGAAAUAUACCUCAGCAGUCCAGUCCUAUAGCGGAUACGUCAAUGCUCAUGCUUCCGUCUCAUUUCUCAUCAAUUUCCCUGUCGCGAACAUAUUUUUAGGGUCGCGGUUACUCCCCAGGUCUCUCUGGGAGGAUGAAGAAAGCCUCAAAAGUGUUCAAACGAGUGUUCGAUCUAUCCUGGAAGGUGGAAUAGGCGUACUCGAUAUAUUUCUCAGGGCUACACUGGACGCUGCCGGUGAUCCCUCAAAUGCUGUUCUACCUGCGUGGAGAGAAGCAGAGAGGCACUUUCUACCUAACAUGCCAUUGAAUGAUGGUGAACCUAUCGAGGAGACAAAACGAAAAGAGGAGAGAAUGACAGAAGAAUUCAUGCCGAUUUUGAAAAGAUUAGCUCCACGUUCAGGGGCUUACGGGAACGAGGCGGAUCCUAAUGAUCCUGAUUUCAAGGAGACAUUUUAUGGCUCUAAUUACGAUAGGCUGCUCGCGAUUAAGGAUAAAUGGGAUCCUGAGCAGAUCCUGUACGGUGUUAUUGCUGUUGGCGGGGACCGAUGGUACCAAACUGAUGAAGGAAGACUGUGUCGGACUGAAGAUGACCACCUCUCUUUUGAUCCCACAACCUCACAGACAUACUUUAAAUUGUAG